Molecule: messenger RNA, 2156 nt
Organism: Centruroides sculpturatus (bark scorpion)
Lineage: Eukaryota; Metazoa; Arthropoda; Arachnida; Scorpiones; Buthidae
Product: endothelin-converting enzyme 2-like
Exons: 15
Coding region: 72-2156 (694 amino acids)
Biological process (GO): protein processing
Cellular component (GO): plasma membrane
Molecular function (GO): metalloendopeptidase activity
Source: RefSeq, a predicted model, not a curated record
CUCAAAAACCAAAGAAAGAAGUUUGCUUAAAUAACAUAUGCAAAUUUUCAGCUGGUUCCAUUCUAAAGAAUAUGGACUUUACCGUCGAUCCAUGCGACAACUUUUAUGAAUUUUCAUGCGGAUCUUAUCUGAAAUACGAAAACAUUUACGACGAAAAAAUACGUAGUUUUACAAAUUUAGAAAAUUAUAUCCUUUAUUUACAAAAAGAACAGCUGGAGAAACCAGAAAAGUUUAAUGAUCCAGAAUUCGUCAAAAAACUAAAGAAAUAUUAUCAAUCGUGUUUAAAUAAACCUAGCGACAUGAAACAGGUUAUUCAUGGCAUUUUAAGUGCAGCUAACUUGGACGGUUGGCCACUUUCUGAAAACGAUAAUUCAAAAUUAACAAUGGAAGAAGCUAUAGCACUAGCACAAUCUUACGAUAGUCCUGGAUAUCUGUUUGCAUUAUUUAGGGAUCAAAACAGCUCUCAUAUAACUAUAAGUCGUGGAUCUGAUUUUGUUAAGUCAUCUGUGUUAUUGAAUACGACUGAAGAAAAGUGGAUUAAGUUAAAAAAGAAAUAUGUAAAUUUGAUAGACUACGUACUUUCUGAAUUAGAUUUGUCAACAGAAAAUAAGAACAAGCAUAUUGAUGAAAUAAUCGACUUUCAAACAUCUUUAGCAAAAAUUCUAGAUAAAGAUUAUAAUGAUAAUUCGACAAAUACAACUAUAUCAGAAUUACAUUCGAACUGCUCACAGAUUGAUUGGAAAAAUCUGUUUAUAGUUUUUUUUGAAUAUCUUCAACAUUCUGAGAAAUAUAAGGAUGAAUUUCCUUUAGAAGUAAACAGCAUGGACUUUCUGACUGAUCUAUGUGAACUUGUUGGAAACACUAAAAAUAAAAGAAUAAUUUAUAACUACCAUGUAUGGGAUAUUAUUGUUCGUUAUUUACCUCGCAUCCACAACGGUUUUAGACAACUUGCGGUCGAUACGGAAGAAUCAUUAAAUUUCUACGACAAAAUUUAUGAAUCAUUUUCGGAUAUAAAUAAACUGAAGUGGAAAACUUGCAUUCAAGAUAUGGAAAUAUAUACUGAAUUAGGAUUAGACUACAUAAUGUUAAAAUCCAUGAAUCGAAAAGACAACAUUAAUGAGGUGAAAAGUUAUGUCAAACAAAUACGUGAAACACUGGAUGAAAUUUUUUCCGAAGAAGACUGGUUCGAUAGCUACAGCAAAAAUCUCACCAGAAUUAAAUUGAAGAAACUCAGAGAGCAUAUAGGAUACAAAAAUGCUUCUCUUGAUGCAGAAUUUUUAAAUACGAUGUUUAAUAAUAUCAAUAUCACAGAUAAUUAUAUUCAAAAUAUCUUAGCUGUGAAAAAGCAAAUGACGUCCGAUGAAAUGUUUGAUCAAAGAGUUGCUUUUUAUUUUCGAGAAGAAAUAAAAAUAGCCCCAAUGCAGGUUGGUGCAAGUUUAGGAUAUGAUGGAGUGGGAAUAGCAAUUGAAAUACCGUUAGCAUUGAUGUAUCCUCCUUUCUAUGCCUAUGGAUUACCUCAAUAUCUGAACUUUGGCGGAAUGGCUUUUGUAAUCGGUCAUGAAUAUUCACAUGCAUUCGAUCAUUUGGAUAUCCCAGCAGUGAACAAUCUCAGUGAAUUUGUAAACAUGGAAAAAGUUUGUCAUCGUUAUAUGAUACAAUACUUUCAUUUGAAGGGUUUCAGUCCAACCAAUAUUAAAACUGAGCUAGAUUCUACUCUGGGGGAGUCUGCUCCCUCGUUUACAACAAUAAAAUAUUUGGUAGCAGAGUUUAAACGAAGCCAUACGAGCUGCCAAGACGAACAUCGUAGUGGUCGACCAAGUGAGGUGACCAUGCCACAAAUGGUGGAAAAAUCCACAAAAAUGGUAUUGGAUGACAGUCAACUCAAAGUGCGAGAGCUAGCAGAUACGGUAGGCAUUUCAAAAAGUGCUGUACAUCGCAUUUUAACUGAAAAUUUGGAAAUGAAAAAGCUGUGCGCAAGAUGGGUGCCGCGUUUGCUCACAAUGGGACAAAAACAGCGUCGUGAAAAUGUUUCAAUCGAAUCUUUGGCAAUGUUUCGCAGCAACAAAGCCGAGUUUUUGCGUCGAUUCUUCAUAACCAUGGAUGAAACAUGGGUCCAUCACUUCACACCUGAGACGAAAGAACAGUCGAAACAAUAG